This is a messenger RNA of Clunio marinus, 4667 nucleotides long. The record is from the annotation of a GenBank genome assembly. NCBI's taxonomy places the organism in Eukaryota, Metazoa, Arthropoda, Insecta, Diptera, Chironomidae.
AUGAAAGUGGGAGAAAAGGAAAAUAUUGGACUUUCUACAGCAGAUGCAUUAAAAAAACUUCACGAUGAUAUUGCUACGGUGCUGGAAAACUUUCAGAAUAGAAAAAAUAAAAAACUUCCAAAGGAUAAGAACGAAAUUCUUCCAAGCUAUUCAAUUUUUAUCACACUGCUGGUAGUUAUUGGUUUGAUUUAUACAUCAUUCUACUUCACUGGAGUUUUAUUGUUUCUAAUCCUUGUGUUGAAUGUUGUAUUUGUUCAUCGUGAGGAGAAAUUGAAAAAAACAGAACUCAAGAGAAAAGCUGAACAAUUAUUAGAAGAAAUUAACUUAAGUGUAAUAUUGUCUAAAGAUUGGAAGAGUAUAAAUUACCCUCAUUUGUAUUCACCAUUAUCGCCAUGCAUUAGUUUAGUCUGGACAUAUCGUGAUAAUGAAUUAGUCAAUCUUCCAACUGCGUUGCUUGUUGAAGGCGACCAUAUCGUAAUGCGAUUGGGAAUGCAUUCCCCGGGUAGUUGUAGUCAAUUAGUAAAAGAUUGUAAUAGUAAAACAACAAAAACAAGGAAAUUCAAGUUGGGUGAUUCAUAUGGUUUAAAUUCACAUCCAAGUGAACCUCUGAUAAAACCUAAAGCUGUUCAGCCGCUUCCAGAUAUCAUUUGUAUGAUGGAGCACACACCAUAUGUCGAUAAUCUUAAAGCAUCUUUGGAAAAGUUUCUCGAUCGACCACCAACAAUUCAUAAUCGUCAAAGACAUAUUCUAACAAAUCAUUAUAUGCAACGUUAUAUUUUUGUUUUAACAUUAAUUCUUAUCUUAACAACCAUAACAUUGCGAGCUUUCGACAGUUAUUACAUCAAAGGUAAAGUUCAUCACACAACUUGGUACAAUAUUGGAGUGUUGAAUUGCGUUUCAUCUUUAAUUUCACUUCUGCCUUUGAUAUUUCCAUUGAUUUGGAUAAAUUUACAUCAUUGGGGAACGGCUCGUUUGGAGACACUUCUGUCAAUUCCACAGCCACUCAUGCAUACUGAGAAACUGAAAUCGUCACCAGAAAUGAUGGACACGCCGACAUCAGGUGACAUGGAUCUUCCAAUACUCCCAAGAAGACAAGUUUGGUGCAAUUAUUUAAGCCUUUUAAAUGGAAGUUGUGAAUUGUUAAGUCGAUCAACGAAUAUUGUUCAAAUUUUGGGAUCAAUUUCUGCUUUCUGUUGUGUUGAUAAGAAAGGAAUUUUAAGCUGGCCGAAUCCAACACCAGAAAAAGUUUUCUUCUUAACCGAUUCGACGACAGCCAAUUCGAAGAGUUCAAGUGAAUGCAGUUUGGAGUCGGAAAUCAGUAAUGAGCAAUCAAAAGUUACAGCAGAAGUUCUCGACAUAACGCAUGAUCAAAAUAGUCCUUUUAAGCUUGAAUUUGAUGAUCAUGAAUGGAAGAAUUAUAUAAAUUCUUUGAAACCUUUAGGUCUUGCAAUUUUAGUUAACACAUGCUGUGAAAAGACACAAUUUUCUUAUUCAAAGUUUUGUGGUCACAUAACUGCAUCAUCUUUGAUUGAUAAGAAUUUAGUGCCCGCAACAAACCGGUAUGCAACUUCAGACUAUGAUUUAUGUGCUAGUUUUAUGCAUGGUCGAUGUCUUUGCGAACUUGCACGUCAAAUUGGCUUUCAACCGCAAGCCAAAAAUAUUUUUAAUCUUGAAGCUCAAAUUUCAAGCUAUCGACAUUUACAACCAGAAGUCAUUCGACGUGAUAUUCGCUUCACAAAAUCCCUUCAUUUAGCAUCAAAGAUCAAAGUUCCAUUUCCUCACAGUCUCAGUGUUGUUGUGAAGGAAGCUCAAGGCGGAUUACAGUUGUUGACACAAGGAACGGCUGACAUUAUUUUAGACAGUUGCGAUGAUUUCUGGAGUGGAAGAGAUUUGCGACCUUUGAAGGAAGAAGAACGUAAACGAGCGCAAGAUUUUUAUCAGAGAAAUGCUUUGACUGCUUAUUGUACAGCAUUUUCAUAUCGUCCUUUAAGACAUGGAAUAACUGGAAUACUUGCUGGUCCAAAGUCCAACGAUUUGCUUCAUCAAGACGAAGUUGCUUAUCUUGAACUUCCACCUGAAUCAUUUGACGUUGCUCGUCAUAACGAUAACUAUCAAUGUGAUUAUGAAGGGCAUUCCUUGUCACAUUCAAUCAGCUCCGAUUCUCUUCUCUUCUCUGACAACAAAGAAGAGUCAGUUAACGAUGUUGAAGGAUGUUUUGAAAUGCAAUGUCAUCAGAUAUUUAUUGGAAUGGUGACGAUGCAAUAUCAAGCACAAACUGACAUUGUUCAAUUGAUUGAGAAGUUUGAAAGAGCUUGCAUAAGAUUUGUUCAUUUUAGUAAAGAGAAUGAACUUCGAUCUCGUGUGUUUAGUGAGAAAAUGGGACUUGAAUCAGGUUGGAAUUGUCACAUAUCACUUCUUGCACCCGAGGAACAAAGCACAGUUUCGUCACCGAAACAUUCACGACAAUUAGAUGGAUCACCAUUUGUCAACAUUGAAAUGAAUGCAGAACUAGAUUGCGAAUAUUCACGUUUACUUCCACAAUCAAACUUCGAAGCAUCAAAAGCUUUAAGUUCGUCUGCACCUUGCGCCAUUUCAAAUCCUGAUGCGACGACAAAUUAUCAAGAAAAGAAUGAAAAAGAUUCGAGAAGAAGUUCAUUGUCGAAAGAUUCAGUCAUUGAUGGACAACCAAAUGAAGACAUGAACAAUCAAUCGUUAAGCUGCACAACUGACAGUUCAGAACAAAGUGCAACUCAAAUGCCAUAUUUGUCAAACCGUGCAAAACUUCCACGUGGCAUUAAAAAUAUUGAGCCACACAUUCAGAAUGUCGACAAUGUUCCAUUAUUGGUUUCGUUAUUCACUGAUUGCUCUCCAGAAGCGACACAAGAAAUGCUACGAAUAAUGCAAUCGCAUGGUGAAGUUUGUGUCGUUAUGGGAUCGUCAGCGAAUGCGAAUUCAAACACAAAUAUUUUUUUGCAAGCCAACUGUGCAAUUGGAUGUGAGCCGCUUUAUCCACAAGUCUGUCAAAAUUAUCCAGCAUACACUGAAUCAAAUAUUUAUAAUAACAAACAAUUGUAUCUCAAGCAUCAACCAGCUAAAAACUGGUUUGAAUAUUCAAAAAGUGUCACAAUAUCACCGGUUUACAUAAGUCGAAUGUUGAAUUCACUUCCAUGCUCGAUUUCUGUUUGUCGUGAUGAUCCGAUAUCGAUUUUGGGAUUAAUUGAACUUGCGAGACGCUUUUCUAUUGGAUUAUGGAAUUGUGUGCAAUUUUGGUGCUGUUCGGCAGUGAUGUUUUCAAUCUUAAACUUAUUAAGUUGUGCUAUAAGUCUUCCACCAAUUUUAUCACCAGAUUGGUCUUUAUAUUUGAUGCUGUUCGUCGUAUGUCCAUUGGCAAUUUCACUCGUAAGAGUUGAGCCGAAUAGUGAAAUUAUGAAUCGCGCAUGUGGAAGGAAACCUUCGAAUUCAAUUGAUAUCAACACUUUCUUGUUAAUCUUGUGGUUCUACGGAACAAAGUUUAUUGUCUCGGUCAUCAUUAUCAUAAUUGUGUACACUUUUACAGUUGAUCACGUUUUUGAUUUUGUUGACGAAGAAGAUGAAAACUUUCUAUUAGAUUUAAAUUUGGCACGAUGCUUUACGGUGUUCGCUUUGACACUUCACCUUGUUGUCAUAUCUUCAACAUUUGUCCAUCGUGAACAUUCUUUAUGGAGCAAAAAUCCAAUAAGUAAUGUCUGUUGGCUCGUCACUUCAUGCACAAUUUUAAUAUUCCAUGUUUUGCUUCUUAUUUGUCAACUGACAAUUAAUAAUCACAACUUUAAUGCGAUGGGAAAUAAAUGGCCGGUAUUAUUCUUGUUGAUAAUUUCAACAUUUUUAAUAAUCGCUUUUGCUGAACUUUAAAAGCAAUCUGAAAUUGUUCCUUCAUUUAUGGAGUUUGAAGGAGUUUGGGCUGACGAUAUGAAACGAAAUUUCCUUCAACAUAUGAAAGUGAUUGAAAAUUUCAUUACACCACAAGAUGAAUCUGAUUUACUGAUUGAAAUCGAACCAUAUUUAAAACGGAUGAGAUAUGAACGUGAUCAUUGGGAUGAUGCGAUUCAAGGGUUUCGUGAGACUGAGAGGAAAUCUUGGUAUCCUCAGAAUAAAUUAAUUAUCAAUAAAAUAAUUGAAACAGCUUUCCCAGACUCUUCUCAUACACUUCCCCACAUUCAUGUUUUAGAUUUAGAAGCAACAGGUUUCAUCAAGCCACACGUCGACUCAGUCAGAUAUUGUGGAACGACUAUAAGUGGAAUAUCACUGCUAUCUGAUUCUGUAAUGAAAUUAGUUCAAACAUCAGAAGAUCAUUCAACAUCUGACGACUAUCGUAAUCAGCCGAAAACAUCUGAAAAUAAAAAUGAAAAUUUGUGUUCGGUGAAAGUAUUGCUGAAAAGACAUUCUUUGUAUAUCAUGUCACAGACAGCUCGCUACAAUUUCACUCAUGAAAUUCUAAAAAAUGAGGAGAGUUUCAUACAUCAAAAGAAGAUCGAAAAAAAUCGAAGGAUUUCAAUCAUAUGUAGAAAUGAACCUUAGAAAUUAAUAAAUAAAUAUUAACACAAUUUGUCAUAGUUCUGUCAUAGGCUGUUCAUAUGAGUAAAUGAUAAUUACCUAGCAAGAAAAUUUAAUUAAAGGAUAGUUAAACA